This is a messenger RNA of Thelazia callipaeda (thelaziosis nematode), 2751 nucleotides long. Lineage: Eukaryota; Metazoa; Nematoda; Chromadorea; Rhabditida; Thelaziidae. The record is from the annotation of a GenBank genome assembly.
AUGAAAUCAUUAACGAUUAUUUCGGCUGCAAUAUUAAUGUAUAUGACUGAAGCUAAUAACCACUGUCGUCGUUAUCAUUCUUGCAUUACUGGUGCUAGAAACGACUACGAGCAAUGUGUUGGAGGAGCUGUGGCUGCAAUAAUUGCUGAUAGCGGUAAUACAGACGCCAUCAAUUUUUGGUUUAGGCGAUUAGAACGAGUGGGUAGAUGUGAAACUCGACUUUCGCGAGAAGUUGCAGAUUAUCGGUUCGCUCAACAACAAGAAGAUGCAGCUAUCCUCAAAUGUACUGAUAUUUUUGCUGUACAUCCAUCCUUCAAAGACAUAAGUUAUAUAAAAAAAAUCGCAUGUGCUGGGAUGUCAACUUCAUGGGAUCUAAAGAAUCUGAUUGAUGAUAUCAUGGUGAAGCCUAGCCAAUGUCGAGAACUUUAUGACUUACAGAUUCAGCGAUGCUCAUUUUUGCUUAGUUGUUGUCCCAUCUAUUCAAUGUGCAUGGCAUCAGUGUCGCUAAAUUUUACUAUUCACAGUAAGGUAAUGAAUCUAAAAAAGAAGAUUGCUGAUGCUGCAAAGCAAUGUCUUGCUCUAAAUUCCGCUAUUUUGAAUGAAGCAGAAAUGCAUGACUGUGUAUUAGUUCAAGCAUCAAACAAUAAAAGGAAUAAAUCCAGCGAUUGCGGAAUGAAUAACUCAAAAGUGGCCAUAAACCCGCAAAUAAAGUUUUUUAAUAUCUCAGAUUCAGAUAACGAUAAUGUAGAAGAAAUGGGCGCAUCUGUAUACUUAAUUACAAGACCAACAUUAAUUUCUCUUUCGUCCGGGAGUCUGACACAAGCUGAAUUGUACAAAAGACAUGAUUUAAAAAAAAAUGAGGAGAUGUUUCCUGUAAUGACAAUAUCAGGAAUAGAAUGUCGUAAUUCAGAAUUAGAUGCAACUGGAUCUUUUUCGUAUGGCGCAAACACAGGAUUUGCGCGAAAUGAGAAGCAAACAAUUACCACAGAACCUGAAAACAAAAAAAGUUUAUCAGAUCUUGAGAGAAAUCUGAACAAUGGUGCAGGAACAUAUAUUGAGGCACUCUCGAAACCAAUUCACUAUCCAACUGAAGUAAUGAUUAAAGCAGCAAUUACAACAUCCACUGAAGUUUUGAAAAAGGAGUAUUUGCUGUCCACGACAUCUGUAGCUACUUCAUUACAGUUGAUGCCAGAAUUCCCCAAAAUGAAUUUAACGGAUGUUGCUAAGCAAUCGGUUCUUAAUAAAGCAUCAUCAACCAAUUUUGUAUCCCAAUCAAAUACUAAAGAAGUAAAAAGCAUGAGAAGACUUUUUUCAGAACCGCAGCUAACAAUGAAACUCUUACUAAAAUCAGGAACAACACCUACACCUGCCGAAAGACUGUCUGCAACUUCUGAAUCUAGUUUUGCCUCAUCUUACACUGUAUCAGAUAAAGUACCAGCUACUCCUAUUAGUUCACUCAAAGACAACUCAUAUCUAGCAUCAAGAAUCACAGCAAUAAGUUCAUCAAGAGCAGUAUCUUUAAGUAAUCCGAAAUUAAAUGCUGAAGACAAAAAUAUAAUACAGUCAGCAUUAUCGCUUAUCAAAAAAAAGGAAGAGCAAUAUACUUUGCUAUCACAGCAUGCCGCAUUAGAAGAGAGGAAAGAAGUUCCGGAAAAAAAAUACACACAACGGAUUAGCGCCUCAAGUAAAAAUGAUCACAUUUCACAGACCGCAGUACUUCUAUCAAAUGACACCUCAUUAUUAACAGAUUUUGAAUCCGAAUCAUUAACUUCAGCACAAGUAACAAAAUCAUCAAAAUUUAGUCUCCAAGAUACUACACCGAUAAUUCCUUCAACGACAAAAAUUACUGAAGACAAAAAACCUGAUAUAUCAGGCAAAAUUAGCUUAAAUGAAAUUCUUUCACCGAAAAUUUUUGCAAUUCUCUUCCCGAAAUUAAAAAAUGUAUCAGCUAUUUCGAUUGAAGAAACCGAAUUAACAACUGUUCCAUACAAUCCAUCAGUUAAUGAAAGUGAAGUAUCAAAGGAAUUAUGGAAUAAAGUGAAUGAAAAGGAUGCAUCGCAAUUCUCUGCCGUGGAUUUGGUACAUUUGACUGAGAGACAAAGUUUAUCUUUUUGCGAAAAUUUACUGGCUUGUGAGGAGAAGUCGAAGCAAAAAGAACUAGAGUGCCAACGACAAAAUGUGUUUCCAAACUUGAUGUCUGAAAGUAAAAUGGGAUUAUCUAACAUGUCAGUACAGGCUGAACUAAUGAUUAAUUCUGUUUUGACUGGAGCAACAGAAGCUGUCUCCAAGGCUUGCAUGAGACCAAUAACAAGUAUCAUUUUGCAGCAGCUUGCUGAGCUUCUUGAUGAAAUGAAAUCAAGGCUGAAAUCGUGUACGUAUCGAGCUGCUUCUACUCGGAAUCUGAUUCCUAUUCAUGAUAAAGUCAUCUGUGAAACGUUGAUGUUAAAUACCUUUGUGGAGAUUGAGAAUGGUAGCAAUCAAGAUAACUUUGUUCAUCUGAUAACACGGCAAAAUGCUAAUGAUUAUUGCAUUGCUAGAACAGCUCCAAUUAAAGAACAAUGUGCGAUGAUGAAGCAGUGUUGUCCAAGUCAUGAUGAAUGUUCAGAUUUGAUGACACACACGAGUACGGCAAAACAAUACAAUGAAAUAUUAGAUCGUACAAAGCAGAUACAAAAUGACUGCGAGAGAAAGAUAAUGGCAAUAUUACACUCGCUCCAUUCCGACAUUGUUCUUUUAAGUUCCCAUGAGUAA